AUGGGCUCCAUCACCACCCCACCCCCAGGCACGACGCCCAAAGCAGCCACCGCCCCAACCUUCUCAAUCCGCAAAGCCACCCUCCAAGACGCAGAACAGAUCGCCGCUCUCGGCGCCGCCGUCUUCACGCACACCUUCAAGGAGUCCGGGUGCACGGCUCAACAGCUCCGGUCCUACCUUGACGAGGCGUACACGGUGGCCGCCAUCCGAGCCACGCUUACGAGCCCGGCGCAGGACACGCUUGUGGCUACUAGCAUCAAGCUGCUAGGCUUCGCCGUUCUCAACCACACCACCUCCCCCUCCGAGCCAGCCAUCGCAGGGUUUCCCCACCCUGUCGAGGUGCAGCGGCUGUAUGUCGACCUCGGCGCACACGGUCGGGGGAUCGGGACAGCGCUCAUGGCGGCGGUGGAGGAGCUGGCGAAGGCCCAGGGGGGUUAUGAAACAGCCUGGUUGGGGGUCUGGGAGCGGAAUUUUCGGGCACAGAAGGUGUAUGGACGGUUAGGGUAUCGACGGGUCGGGGAGCAUGUUUUUGAUGUUGGGGGGGAUGAGCAGACUGAUUGGAUUAUGGUAAAGGCGUUGUGA
This is a messenger RNA of Cryphonectria parasitica EP155, 582 nucleotides long. RefSeq lists its product as uncharacterized. The transcript has 2 exons. Bases 1 to 582 code for a protein of 193 amino acids. Gene Ontology annotation, molecular function: acyltransferase activity, transferring groups other than amino-acyl groups. Lineage: Eukaryota; Fungi; Ascomycota; Sordariomycetes; Diaporthales; Cryphonectriaceae. The record is from RefSeq and is a predicted model, not a curated record.